This is a messenger RNA of Blastomyces dermatitidis ER-3, 1020 nucleotides long. RefSeq names its product palmitoyl-protein thioesterase. Lineage: Eukaryota; Fungi; Ascomycota; Eurotiomycetes; Onygenales; Ajellomycetaceae. Gene Ontology annotation, molecular function: palmitoyl hydrolase activity; thiolester hydrolase activity. Bases 1 to 1020 code for a protein of 339 amino acids. The transcript has a single exon. The record is from RefSeq and is a predicted model, not a curated record. Gene Ontology annotation, cellular component: lysosome.
AUGCGCCCCAUCAUAUCAUUACCUCUCAUACCCAUCCUCUCCCAACUAGCCCUACAUGCCGCCGCCCUCCCUAAACCACGAUCAGCUCCAGACGUAAUUACCCUCGAAAAGGGACCCCUCCCCCUCGUAAUAUGGCAUGGCCUAGGGGAUGACUACGCCAACGACGGCCUCAAACACGUCGCCAACCUUGCCCAGGAGGUCAACCCGGGAACCUACGUCCACAUCAUCUCCCUUGGUGACUCGCCUACCACAGACCGCGAAGCCACCUUCUUGGGCGACCUCAACGCCCAGAUGGAUGAAGUCUGCAAACAGCUGGGUACGGAACAGAUUCUCAGUACCGCGCCCGCCGUCAAUGCCCUGGGCUUCUCGCAGGGCGGCCAGUUUCUCCGCGGAUACAUCGAGCGCUGCAACUUUCCGCCCGUCCGCAACCUCGUUACCUUCGGCAGUCAGCAUAACGGCAUCGCCAGUUUCCAGGCCUGCAACUCCACCGGGGAUUGGCUAUGCAAGACCGGGGAGGCACUGUUACGAUGGGGCAGGUGGUCCACGUUCGUCCAGACAAGAUUCGUCCCUGCGCAGUACUUUCGAGACCCCAGGGAGCUGGAUCAGUACCUUGCCUAUAGCAAUUUCCUAGCAGAUAUCAAUAACGAGCGACCCUCGAAGAACCUAACGUACAAGGAGAACAUGGAGAAGUUGAAUAAAUUCGCCAUGUACAUGUUCGAAGAAGAUCAGACGAUGGUGCCGAAAGAGUCGGCGCAUUUCGCGGAGGUCAACAUGACAGAUGGGACUGUUACGCCGCUGAAGGGAAGGAUGAUGUUUAAAGAGGAUUGGAUCGGGUUGAGGGAGUUGGAUCAAAAUGGAAAGCUGGAUUUUAAGACUAUUCCUGGUGCCCAUAUGCAGUUUACAGAUGCGACGCUGCGCGAGGUCUUCGAGGAGUACUUCGGGUCCAUUGAGUUGGGCGACCAUGUCGAUAUAUUGGAGAACACAGAUGCGGGCAUGCAGAAAGUGCUCUCAAAUGAAUGA